CCCUUCCCACCCCAUACAUUUGAUUUGAUUUUGAAUUGGGUUCGUUUUUUUUUUCUGCGGGACUUUGGAAGAAACUGCCCGGCUUUUAGCAUGAUGUCUUACCUCAAACAGCCCCCUUACGGCAUGAAUGGGCUGGGGCUGACGGGCCCCGCCAUGGACCUGCUUCAUCCCUCCGUGGGGUAUCCGGCCACCCCACGGAAGCAGCGGCGGGAACGCACAACCUUCACCCGCUCGCAGUUGGAUGUGCUGGAGGCUCUCUUUGCCAAGACCCGCUACCCCGACAUCUUCAUGAGGGAGGAAGUCGCCCUGAAGAUCAACCUGCCCGAAUCCCGAGUCCAGGUCUGGUUCAAGAACCGCCGUGCCAAGUGCCGGCAGCAGCAGCAGAGCGGCGGCGGAGCCAAGAGCCGCCCGGCCAAGAAGAAAUCCUCGCCAGCUCGGGAGAGCUCGGGCUCCGAGAGCAGUGGGCAGUUCACGCCGCCGGCAGCGGCCUCCAGCUCGGCCUCCUCUUCCUCCUCCAGCUCGGCCUCCUCAGCCCCGGUGGGCGCCCCGGCAUCUCUCAGCACCCCGGCGUCAUCCAUCUGGAGCCCGGCUUCCAUCUCCCCCGGCGCGGCGCCGGCGGGGGUGACGGUGCCCGAGCCGCUGCCUCCGGCCGCCGCGUCCUGCAUGCAGCGGGCCGGCCCCGCCGCCACCGCCGCCUCCGCCAGCUACCCCGUGUCCUACAGCCAAGGCGGGGGGUACGGACAGGGGUACCCCGCGCCGCCCUCCUCGUCCUACUUCGGGGGCGUGGAUUGCAGCUCCUACCUGGCGCCCAUGCACUCCCACCACCACCCCCACCAGCUCAGCCCCAUGGGGCCCUCCUCGGUGCCAGGCCACCACCACCACCACCCGCUGAGCCAGAGCUCGGGCCACCACCACCACCAUCACCAUCACCACCACCACCAGGGUUACGGCGGCACGGGGCUGCCCUUCAACUCCUCCGACUGCCUGGACUACAAGGAGCCCGCUGCUGCCGCUGCUGCCUCCUGGAAGCUCAACUUUAACUCCCCCGACUGCCUCGACUACAAGGACCAGGCGUCCUGGCGCUUCCAGGUCUUGUGAGGGGCCGAUCACCAUCCCCCCAAGCUGCCACUGACCCCCCACCUGGGGUCCCCCCACCGCCUCCUGGGCAAGACUCUGGCUCUUCCUCCUCCUCCCUCUUUGUUAGCAGUGGCGAUGCCCUGGGGAGGUCCUGCCACCCCCAUCUCUACUGACUGAUAUUUAUUUUGCUUCCUGCAUCGCUCCACCAGGUUUAUUAUAAUUAUUAUUUUUUUAAACGCAA
Messenger RNA from Pipra filicauda (Wire-tailed manakin), 1318 nucleotides. It is a transcript of the gene OTX1, whose product is annotated as orthodenticle homeobox 1. Gene Ontology annotation, biological process: regulation of transcription by RNA polymerase II; multicellular organism development. The coding region runs from base 91 to 1098 and encodes 335 amino acids. Gene Ontology annotation, molecular function: DNA-binding transcription factor activity, RNA polymerase II-specific; RNA polymerase II cis-regulatory region sequence-specific DNA binding. Gene Ontology annotation, cellular component: nucleus. NCBI's taxonomy places the organism in Eukaryota, Metazoa, Chordata, Aves, Passeriformes, Pipridae. The record is from RefSeq and is a predicted model, not a curated record. The transcript is spliced from 3 exons.